GCUGGCUCCGAGUGGGCACUGUACAGGGAUGCUGGGCAGAAUCAGGCCAAGGUCGCGUGCGGCGAGGCUUGCCAGCGGUGCUACAAGGCAGUGGUCGCCGUGGCACCUGGCCAGGCGUUUCGCUCGGUGGUGGACGCUGCCCAGACGGAUCAGCCCCUCGAGGACCGUUUGUCUCAGGCGUCGGUGACCCUCUCGUCAGGGAAACAGAACUUCCAGGCAGCCGACGUCGUGGAGAAUACUCGCAUUCGCUUGGUGCUCAAGCGCCCCGUCGUGGUCACCUCCGCGGCCACCGUGAGGUCAGACCUUCACGUGGAGCGCAUCCCCAAGCGGAUCAGCGACACGACGGCGGUGGUGACGAUGCCGAUGGAGUCUGGGAAAGGAGAUGAGACGCUUUACCUCUUUCAGCCCGAAGGUGGGGGGGACGCUCCACGUACGGCCGAGAUUCAGGUCAUCCGCGAGUGGUCCAUGAAUGGUAAGGUGUUGGCGGCCGACAACCAGCUCUUCGCUGCCCAGGGCGAGGAGGCGCUCGCGCGUUGCGCGGCGGUGGGCAUGGAGAACAGCGGCAUCCAUACGCUCCUCAGCAAGCUUGGCAACGGCACGCUGCCGACUUACGACUCGUUCUUGGAGUCAUCCUCUGCGGCUGCGAAGCCUCAGCCUUCGCCAGCCGCGACGUCCCCACAGAGGCCGCGGAUGAUCGGAGCCGCAGCUUUCAGCCCCCAGUCCUGCGGCAGGCGGCGCAUGUCUGGCAAGCAGUCUUGCGAUGACUUCUUGAUGGAUGAUGCCGACACUGCUCCUGCGAGCCCGCAGGUUGCGCCCAGCCAGUGGGGCGGCACCACCGUUGCGGGCGAUGACCAGGACGACGCGAUGACGGGGAAUGACUUGCUGGCCAAGUGGAAGGUUCGCAUCCCCCUGGCGGACGUCAUGGACGACGCAGUGGACGGGCGUACCAUCGCCGCCUUGCUCAAAAAGAUCGCCCGCCUCAACGCGUCGCCAGCCACCCAGGCCGACGGGGCUAUCUUGACGCAGUUCUCCGACGAGAUCGUUGUCGCCAAGAAGUUGCAGCCCAGCAACAUGUUCGGGUACUCUUGGGACCAGAUCGUGGAGAGCGUGAAGGUCAUGACCCAUGCAGGGGCCACGUUCCCCAGAGGCACGAAGAACGCCCUGGUGACCGCUAGGCUGCAGAGCUUUGACGCUCACGCUCACGCCCCCUUCUACAUCCGCAUCAUGACGCCCAUUCGGAAGACCGAUGGCCCCUUCAUCCCAGAUGACCCCACGUUGGCCAGCGCUGUCGACGACGAGGACGAGCGCGCGCAGGCAUUCACAGACACGGUCCUGAAGAACGCCGUUUGCAACGCCAUCGCCAAGGGCCCCUCGCAGGAGUCUUUCGCGCGCGGCGUCAUCCAAGACUUGGCCAAGGAGUUCGAGCAGAUUGACUUGCUCGACGUCGGGGGGGUUCUCGCGGGGCUUAUCACGGACAUCCAGGACGUGAGCCGCGUGUGGGCCACUGCCAUGAGCGAUGAGCCCAUCACCGACGUAAGUGAGGAUGCUUACGGCUCCAUCUCCCGCUUCGUGAAGGCUGAGACUGACGACGCCGUGAUUGACCUCGCCGUUUUGCGCGACUACUGCGGCAAGUGCGUGACGUGGAGGCUCGGCUUCCCAGCUGGCAUGACCAACGACUUCGAGUCGUUGCUGAAGGAGCUCAUCUGCUCGAUCUGCCUGAACUUGACGAGCGACGCCUCCCCGCAUUUGGUCGCCGCAGACAGGGUGAAGCAGGUUUCGAAUUUGGCCCAGGAGGCGUCUUUGUCCUUCGCCCUGGACGCUAAUGUCAACGCAGCGAGCUCGCAUGUGGCCACGUUUUUGGGCAACCUGGAGGCGGCGACCAGCCAGGAGAACUUGACGAACGCGUGUAAGGACCUGCUUCAGUCGGCCGACCCUGGUGCUGUUGUAAACGACCCGACGUUCAAGGACAACUCGUUGGAGAGUGUGCGGAAGUUGCUCAGGAUCUGCCAGAACUACCAGUCGGGGAAGCUGAAGAAGACUGGUAACCCUGACUGGCCGUUCGUCGAGGCUGCCAUGUUGGGUCUCGUGGUCGAGCUGGCCACGGAUUCCGCGGGCGAGCACUCGCCCGAGUACUUGCUAUGCCUGGAGAAGCUGCACGCUGCUCAGGGGAACAGUGACGCCGCCAUCCAGACGUGCAUCAACGUGAUUAAAGCUGGCGUCGUGUUGGGCUCAGCGCUGGCCGCCGCCGAGACGUUCAGCAAGACGGAGGGCUUCGUCGCCACGGCUGCCUGGGCAGAGCACUCGCGCGUGUUGGAGCUGCGCGUGAAGCAGGCGAAGGCCUUGGUCCCGAAAGGCGGGCCAUACCCCGCGGGGCUGCCGAUGGCGUACCUCGAUAACAUCGUCAAGCUGGUCGACACUGCGGACGCCUGGAUCUCCAGCAGCGGUGCGGCUAACAGGGACAUGUCGAAGGCGGCGCUCGUCCAGGUGUUCACCGAGCUCCAGCAGAUCAGCGACGGCACCGCGAACGGCAAGCACUGGAGCGAAGGGCUGCCCAAGGACGCUGACAUGAAGAAAAUCAUUUCCCACAUGAAGGGUGUCACCAAGGGCGUCAGCUUCGCUGCGAUUAAGACCAAGGUCGACGACGUGGAGCGCUCCUUGGGCGCCUACAAGAAAGCGUGCGGCUUCAUGUCGGAGCCCGCCGACGACGCCCUCAUUCAUGAUAUCCAGAAGGAGUGCUUCAAGGCCCGCACCACCGUCACGGAGAACCUAGUCGCCAUGCAUUGCGACGUCAAUGCCAACGAUCCUGAUGCGAUGCGGGUUGCAGUGGUCAGCGAGAUGAAAGCGUUCAGGGCCUACCAGGGCGCUGCCAAGGAUAUGAACUUGACCUUGGCCCUUGCGCUGAAGAGCGUCAUCGCCAACAG
Prorocentrum cordatum is the source of this 2921-nucleotide messenger RNA. NCBI's taxonomy places the organism in Eukaryota, Dinophyceae, Prorocentrales, Prorocentraceae. The record is from the annotation of a GenBank genome assembly.